AGACGGGGGUUUAAGACACCUUGAAUGGGUAAGGUUUCAGAACCUGGCAACCCUCAUGUUCCGUUCGAUUUAAUCUGGCAUCCACAUUCCUGCCUGGCAUCGUCAGUCGACAGCAUCAAAAUGGUUCCUCCCGUGGCAGUAUCGCCGCUCAUAAAGACCGCAAGAUGGUCAGCUCUGUUCGUUGGCAUUUUCUAUGGCAAGCAGAGGUUUGAGUACCUGAAGCCCAUAGCGGCAGAGGAGAGGAAGAUUGAGGAGGCCGAGAAGGCGGCAAGAGAGGAGCAGGAGCGCAUUGCCAAACAACUGGCUGAGGCUAACGAGGAAACUAUUCUGAAGUGAAAUUCCUUUUGCGCCGCACUGUCAUGCUCCUCUUACAAUAAACACUGUUAUUUUCAUGUA
This is a messenger RNA of Osmerus eperlanus (European smelt), 396 nucleotides long. RefSeq names its product ATP synthase membrane subunit ea (gene atp5mea). Lineage: Eukaryota; Metazoa; Chordata; Actinopteri; Osmeriformes; Osmeridae. Gene Ontology annotation, biological process: proton motive force-driven ATP synthesis. The coding region runs from base 25 to 336 and encodes 103 amino acids. Gene Ontology annotation, molecular function: proton transmembrane transporter activity. The record is from RefSeq and is a predicted model, not a curated record. The transcript is spliced from 4 exons.